This is a messenger RNA of Punctularia strigosozonata HHB-11173 SS5, 2151 nucleotides long. RefSeq names its product Krr1-domain-containing protein. NCBI's taxonomy places the organism in Eukaryota, Fungi, Basidiomycota, Agaricomycetes, Corticiales, Punctulariaceae. The coding region runs from base 1 to 2151 and encodes 716 amino acids. Gene Ontology annotation, biological process: endonucleolytic cleavage in ITS1 to separate SSU-rRNA from 5.8S rRNA and LSU-rRNA from tricistronic rRNA transcript (SSU-rRNA, 5.8S rRNA, LSU-rRNA). Gene Ontology annotation, cellular component: nucleolus; 90S preribosome. The transcript has 8 exons. The record is from RefSeq and is a predicted model, not a curated record.
AUGCUAUCCGACAGCGAGUCAGAGCACGACGAUCUCCAGAUUACGAUCAACGAGCACUACGCGAAAGCCUACGCUCACCGCAAGGAACGCGAGGAGCUACAGAAACUCAAGGACAAAUACGGCUCAGACUUUGACGAGAACGAGCUUGAAGCUUCCGAAGAUUCAGAGGACCUGGAGUCGGAGGACGAGGAUGGCGAGGAACUCACCCCCGCGGUGGAUGCUGCCAUAUUGCGCACUCUAGCAAGAAUAAAAAAACGGGAUCCUGCUAUAUACGGGAAGGAUAACAUAUUUGAGGAGGAACACAAGAAAACCCAGGACGUGUCCAUUGGCAAACGGAAGAAAGAGAAGAAUGCAAAGCCCCUUACCAUCCGCCAACAAAACCUUGAAUCCGCCCUGAACCCCACUUCCCGCUCCCCUUCCCCGCAGCCACUCACCCACGUACAAGAACAAAGCGCGCUCCGGGAAGAAAUUGUUUCUGCCUUUCACACCGCUGUUGCCGAUGAUGCGAGCGAAGAGGAGAACGACCUGCUCGUGCCGCGAGAGAAGACAAAGGAUGAGAUUGAGAAGGAUGAGGAGGACUAUCGGGCGUGGCUGCAGAGGGAGGUCGGAGCGGACUUGAGGGAGCUGGUGACUGUCGAGCCUGGGGACGAUGAAGUUGGGGAGGGACCUGUGGAAGAGGCUGAAGAGGAAGGCAAGAACAAGAAGAAAAACAAGAAGGAUAAGAGCAAGAAGGAUGGCGCUAGGAAGGUUGUGAAGGCGAAAUCUGCGAGCAAGGAAGACGCUGAUCAACAAUUCCUCCUGGAUUAUAUCCUCAACCGCGGCUGGAUUGACCGCUCAUCCCGCCGUGUCCCAACCUACAAUGAAAUCACGGGCGAAAUAUCCUCCUCGUCAAAGACGAAUGGUAUAUCCAACGCCGCGGACGAUACCCACGAUGCGGAUGCGGAUCACCCGAAUGGCAACGCGCUCUCGGAAGACGAAUUCGAGGAAGUGGCUGAACAAUUUGAGACGUCGUACAACUUCCGCUUUGAGGAACCAGACGCGGGAACUAUCAAAACAUAUCCUCGUAAUCUAGCCUCCACCGUUCGGCGUGAAGACACGGCCCGCAAGGAAGCCCGUGAGAAGAGGAAGGCGCGCAAAGAAGAGGAGAAGCUCAAGAAGCGCGAGGAGGUGAAACGAUUGAAGGCGCUCAAGAUGAAAGAGCUCAAGGCGAAGUUGGAACUGAUAGGCAAAGAGGCCGGGAGGACGUGGACGGAGGCAGAAGAGGAGCGAGCGUUGGAUCUGGAUGCAGAUUGGGAUCCGAUAGCACACGAAAAACAGAUGGGUGCACUGUACGGUCAGGAAGGCAGCGACGAGGACGGUGGCGACGUAGAUGGGGAGAAGCCUACGUGGGACGACGACAUCGACAUCGACGAUAUUGCGCCCGAUUGGAAUCAGAACGAAGCUGGGCCCAGUCAUCUGCACGACGGUGUGGAUACGUCGCAGAAGAAGAAGAAAAAGAAGAAAAAGAAGAAGGAUAUGGAGGGUGGAGAUGAAGUGGACGCAGGGGUGGACGUUGACAUGAUGGACGCCGAGAGAGUGGAAGAAGGUGGAGGAUGGGACGAUUUAGUAUGGGAUGGCACCGAGGAAAUGAGGAAGAAGGUAUGGGAUAAAUACAUGGAGGAACUUGACGCGAUGGAGUUCAACGAUAUGGUUGGUGACCUGCCCACCCGCUUCAAGUAUACACCCGUUCAACCGGACAACUUCGGCCUCACGCCCGCCGAAAUCCUUCUAGCCACCGACGCCGAACUCAAUUCGUACGUCGGACUGAAGAAAUUCGCACCGUACCGCACGAAGGCAGCGAGGAGGUGGGACAACAAGCGGAACGAACGUCUGCAGGAGCUGCGGAAAGGGCUAAAGGAGCGCGGAGCGUACAGCAUCAUCGAGGGCAUGGGCUCUCGAGAUCGAGAUGAGGACGGAGAGAAGAAGAAGAAGAGGAAGGGUAAGAAGGAGCGAAUGAAGGCGAAAGCAGAUGCAGAAGGCGGAGAAGAUGAAUCAGAGGAGAAGCUGCUGGGGAAGCGGAAAAGCCUGGAGCUAGAUGCAGGUGCAGAGGAGGCUGCUUCGACGGAGAGUAAAAAGCGGAGAAGGCGGCAUAAGAAAGCUGCUGCUGAGUGA